Esox lucius (northern pike) is the source of this 4008-nucleotide messenger RNA. RefSeq names its product importin 4 (gene ipo4). Bases 338 to 3610 code for a protein of 1090 amino acids. The record is from RefSeq and is a predicted model, not a curated record. Lineage: Eukaryota; Metazoa; Chordata; Actinopteri; Esociformes; Esocidae. Gene Ontology annotation, biological process: protein import into nucleus. Gene Ontology annotation, cellular component: nucleus; cytoplasm. Gene Ontology annotation, molecular function: small GTPase binding; nuclear import signal receptor activity. The transcript is spliced from 29 exons.
ACGUGGAGCUCUCCCUGCUUGGGUUCUGUUCCGCGUGGUGGGUGACUUGAUGGAACGGAACAGACUUGGGAACGACACUCGAAUCUCAACCGCCGCGGUUUUGAGUUCUUGAACCGGUGGAGAACACUACGAUCGUUAAACACUUAGCUAGCAACGUGUCUAUGUUAGUUGGAUAUACUUUUUUCAUGCGUCUAGUCAACGCACUGUCAGGAUUUGACCAUUCAUACAGUGCAUUAGACCUGUCAAGGGUCAACUUUUCGAGUGACAGUUGACAGUUUGCGCAUCGUUUAAAAAUAAUAACUUAAAAUCUCAGUGCUGACGUUUUGAAAGAGCCAAUAUGUCUGGGGACCUAGAGCAGAUUCUUUUACAGCUCACGCAGCCUGACAAUGCGAUCAUUCAGCAGGCCACGGCCCAAUUGAAGUUGGCUUUUAAAGACCCAGCCAUCAUCCCUGCAUUGUGUGCUGUAAUGACUGGAUCCCCGAACCCUGAGAGCCGCCAGUCAGCUGCAGUGAUGUUGCGGAUGCGAGUAAAGAAGCAUUGGAAGAAGAUUAGCCCUGAUCACAGAGAGAGUCUGAAAACAGUGGUUCUACAAGCUUUCCAGCAGGAGACAGAACACAAAGUGCGCCACUCCCUCUCCCAGCUCAGCGCGGUAAUGGUCAAGCAUGAAACACCGGACCGCUGGCCUGCUCUUUUCGCACUCCUUAACGAGUCCACCAACAGCGACAACCCAACGGACAGACAGGUGGGUCUACUCUUGCUCAGCAAAGUGGUGGAGUCCAACCCAGAGCCCUUCAAACCCCACUACCGCCAACUGCUCCAGCGGUUUGCAGUGAUCCUGCAAGACCUGAAUAACCCCACAGCCCUGUACUACUGUAUCCUAACCCUGACUGCUAUGACUUCCUACACUGGCUCAGAGGAGAUGAGCCUCAUGCGUCCUCUCGUCCCAAAACUGAUCACUGCUCUGAAACACCUCAUCCAGGCUGACCAGGGUCAGGCCAGUGAAUCCAUGGAGGUGUUGGAUGAGCUGUUGGAGAGCGAGGUGUCCAUCAUCGUCCCGCACAUCCCUGAUAUUGUGCACUUUUGCUUGGAGGUCAGUGCAGACACAACUCUGAGCGACUCCCUACGGGUGAAGGCUCUCUCCUGCAUCGCUAGUCUCAUCCGCCUCAAGAGCAAGGCCGUGUUAAAGCAGAAGCUCCUGAACCCCAUCCUGCAGACCGUGUUCCCUGUGCUAAGUGCAGAACCCCCCCCUGGGGAGCAAGACCCCGAGGACGAGGAGAACGGCAACGAGGACCACGCCGACAGCGAGAGUCCCAAGCACUUUGCCGCCCAGGUUAUUGACACCAUGGCCCUUCAUAUGCCCCCUGAGAAACUUUUCCAGCAGCUGAUGCCACUAACCGAGGCGUGUCUGGCCAGUGAGAACCCCUAUAAGAGGAAGGCUGGCCUGAUGUGUCUGGCCGUGCUGGCCGAGGGUUGCGCCGAUCACAUACGAACCAAGAUGCUGUCGUCCAUGCUGCAGACGGUCUGUCACAGUCUGUCGGACGGUAACCAGGUGGUCCGCAGCGCCAGCCUGUUCGCCCUGGGACAGUUCUCUGAGCAUCUGCAGCCUGAGGUCAGUAAGUACUGUGCCGAGCUGAUGCCUCUGCUGCUGGGCUACAUGUCGGCUUUGAACCAGGCCAAGAUCGGACACGUCACCAAGGCCUUCUACGCCCUGGAGAACUUCAUGGAAAACCUGGGCUCAGAGAUUGAACCGUACCUGCCCAACCUCAUGGAGACCAUGCUGUCUGCCCUAAACAACGCAGACAACUUGAAGCUCAAAGAGCUGGCUGUCAGUGCCAUAGGAGCCAUAGCCAAUGCAGCCAAAGAGAAGUUGGUGCCGUACUUCCCCCCUGUCAUUGAGAGUCUGAAGGGCUUCCUGGUUGACACCAGGGAUGAAAUGAGGUCCUUGCAGACACAGGCUCUGGAUACCCUGUCAGUGUUGGCACGCACCAUUGGCAAGGAAAUGUUCAGUCCCCUGGCUGCCGAGUGCGUUCAGCUAGGACUCAACCUCACCAACGCUGUCGAUGACCCCGACCUGCGCCGCUGCACGUACGGCCUUUUCUCUGCCGUGUCCACAGUGAGUCCAGGUUGUCUGGAGCCCCACCUCACAGCCAUCACCACCAUCAUGCUGCUUUCUCUCAAGUCCACUGAGGGAAUCAUGGCUCAUAUUGAGGAAGACAAGGCGUUUGUCUUGCUGGAUGACGACGACGACGAUGACGGUGAUGAUGAUGAGGAAGAGUUGGAUACCAUUCUGGAUGACAAGGGUAACCACGCUGUGGACCCGGAUGUCAACAUGUUCAGUGUAGAAAAUGCCUACAUGGACGAGAAGGAGGAUGCCUGCGAUGCGCUGGGAGAGAUUGCCUUCAACACCGGGGCCUCUUUCCAGCCCUUCCUGGAGUCUAGCUUUUCUCAGGUCUAUGAGCUGUGUAAUUUCCCCCACGAGGACGUGCGCAGGGCUGCCUUUGGGGCUAUGGGCCAGUUCUGCCGAGCGCAGCACAAAGUGUGGCAGGAGAAUCCCAGUGAGGCCAACCACCAGGCUUUGCACAAGCUGCUGGAGGUGGUGCUGCCCAGCUUCUUGGAGGCCGUGCGUACUGAGCGUGAGCGCCAGGUGGUGAUGGCGGUGCUGGAGGCCAUGAAUGGCGUGCUGAAGUCCUGCCAGGGGGAGGCGCUGCAGAGCCCCGAGCGCCUGAAAGAGAUCAGCCAGGCCAUCCGGGACGUGCUGAAGAAGAGGACGGUCUGUCAGGGUGAAGAAGGAGAUGAGGUGGAUGAUGACGAGCAGCAGGCUGAGUAUGAUGCCAUGCUACAGGAGUUUGCAGGGGAGGGGAUUCCGCUCCUGGCCUCGGCCGUCCCCGCGGACGUCUUCCUGCCCCAUCUCAACGAGCUGCUGCCUCUCAUCAUGAACAAAGCUAAGUCGUCCUGCACGGUGGCUGACCGCUCCUUCUCCGUCGGCACCCUCGGGGAGAUCCUGCAGUCUCUGGUCAAUGUGGCGGGGGGCAGGGCUGUGGCCGGCAGGCUGUCCAAUCGGCUGCUGCCUGUGCUGGUGGCCGGGGUGAGGGACAGCGACGCAGAGGUCCGCAACAACAGCGUUUUUGGACUGGGGGCUCUGGCACAGGCAGCCGGACCUCUCGUGGCACAAGACUACCCCAUGAUGCUGUCUCUGUUCUCCAACCUGCUGUCUAAAGAACAGGACCGCAGGGUGAUUGACAACCUGUGCGCUGCCCUCUGCAGAAUGAUUCUGAGCCACGUGGAGGGCGUCCCGCUGGAGCAGGUGUUCCCUGCCCUCAUGGCUCGCCUCCCUCUGAAGGAGGACCUGGAGGAGAAUAAGACGGUGUACAGUUGCCUGGCCAUGCUUUACUCCCAGAGCCCUGCAUUGGUGGUUAGUCAACUGGUGACAAUAUUAUCUGCUUCCUGCCACGUCCUGGGAUCGAAGGACCUAGAUACAGAAACCCAGAACACCCUGGUCAUGCUGCUUCGAGACAUCAGUCAGUGCCACUCACAGGAAUUUCAGGUUGCCAUUAGUUCACUCCCUGCUGAGCAGAAGACGACGCUGACCGCCGUUGUCAAUCAUUCAUAGCACACUACACCAGGUCUUCCACUACAGUCAAGGACAGAGAAACUUAAAAAAAUUAAAAAAAACUAUGGUUGGAAAAAUGGGACAGUAGUUGGGACUUUGAAAUUGGCACUUGAACCAUUCAACCGAAGUAUUCAAUUAUUAUUGAGGUUAUGUUCCAUGUAUUAACUUUUUAAUUUAUCUUGUCUGUGUGCUUUUUUAUUUUCCGAAAUGUUCCUUUUUGUAUGUCACCCGUUAUUUUUCAUUUUGAUUGGUCUGUUACCAUGUACCCUUCUCAUAUUCAAGAGCCUCUAUUUACUUCUGUCCCACUUUUCUUACAAAUUUGAUCAACUUCUGACUUGGCUAAUAUUGAGUGUGAAGCAAUGAACUGAACUUCUCAUAAAUGCCUCUUUUCAGUGUGA